Messenger RNA from Leptopilina boulardi, 1787 nucleotides. RefSeq lists its product as uncharacterized. Gene Ontology annotation, molecular function: DNA binding. NCBI's taxonomy places the organism in Eukaryota, Metazoa, Arthropoda, Insecta, Hymenoptera, Figitidae. The transcript is spliced from 10 exons. The record is from RefSeq and is a predicted model, not a curated record. Bases 81 to 1787 code for a protein of 568 amino acids.
GAGACAUAUUAUCGAUCAAAUAGUUUGAACGAAUAUUUUAAGAAGUGAUUAUUUAAUAUUAUCAGUCUUCACAAUUGAAAAUGGCUACGGAAAGAGUAAAAGGGAUUACUGAUCUCAGUGAAAUAAAAGAUGAAGCAUGUGCGUUAUUUAAAUUAGUGAAUGAAAAUUCAAUGCUGAAAGUGGGAUUUCAAGCAUUCAUUAAAGACGACGAAAAAGAAAAUUUAGAAGAAAUAAUUAAGAACAGAAAAGUUGUAUCACUAAAAUGGCCUUUAUGCGAGAUGGGACCAGCAAGUAAAAUGAAACUUCGUUUGCAAAAAGACGUAACGUGGGAAAACAAAGUUGCCGUGAUAAUUUCUGUUGGAAGCUUUAAAGAUAUGGCAGAGAAGAGAAGGAAUCUAAUUGAUUUGAGUGUCUUAGAUCCAACAAAAAGUCAGCGCCAAUUUCGCCAUCGUAAACAACCUGUCGACAAUAAAACUGGAAAACGAAAGAGCGAAAAGUUAAACACAACUAAAGUUAUUAAAAAGAAAAAAAUUGAUAAGGUUCAGGCAUCAAAUGUUUUGGCGAAAGUAGAGAACCAUCAAGCAGAAUCGAGUGUGAAUAGACAUUUAGAAGAAUCAGAAGAUUAUAGUUCAGAUGAUGACAGUCGUGAAAUGUUAAUAUCUGAAACAUCAGUUCUAAAACAGGAAAUUUUUCGUCUUAAAGUAGAAAAUGAUAAUUUGAAGAAAGCGAAUGCUCUUUCAAUAAACAAAGAAAAAGAUCUUCUAAAACAAAUGUCGUUUUUUAAAGAGGAAUUACCGCGUCUGAAAAAAGAAGUAUCAUAUUUGCAAAAAAUUGUCGAUAUGAGUAAUUCUUUGGAUAAAUGUUUGAAAUUGCUUUCAAAUUCAGAUAAGAAUUUAAACAUAAAUCACACGGUUUACCAAAAGGAAAAAGAAUCAAAGAAAAAUGAGGCUUCAAAUCAAUCAAAAAUUAGGCUAUCAAAACCAGAUGAUUUUUCUCUAAGUGAUACGGACACCGAUGUUGAAGGAGCUUUUUCAGAUUGUGAAAAGUCCGAAAGAGAAACCGAAAAAUUGGUUAAAAAUCUGGAAAAAACUUCAGAGACUGAAGAUUUAAUGGAUUUAAAAUCAGGUGAAAUCAGAUUAAGUGAAAUACAAGAAAAUCCACUUAAAUCAUUUCCAUCAACAGUCGAAACAUCGGAACAAGUUUCUCGGAUUUUAAACGAUUUUUCAACUAAUGAAUUUGAAGACUUAGAAGCACCGAAAUCUAAUUUUGCAAUCGAAAGUGUCAAAGAAAUUAUUCAGGAAACUUCUGGUACGAAUGAAAACGAAGAAAUUAUUCAAAUCGUAGAAACAUCAACAAGCAAACAAAAUGUGCCGAAAGCAACGGCGCCUCCAAUUAUUGCAGUGACUGAAUCUUCAUCGUCCAAUGUGAAACCAGAAAAAAGCCGUUUUAUCAAAAUUGGCAACAAACUAUGUAGCCUUGAUGCGGUCGAAAGCUGUAGCACACAAAAUGUUUCGAAAUAUGUAGGCGAUUUGAGUUCUAUCGUUUUUGACAAAGAAGAACUAAAAACAAGUUCAAUAACUGGAAAAAAAAGCAAUGCUUAUAAGAAAAAUAAUGAGCAAGAAUCAACAAAACAAUUAGAUCCAGUUAGAGUGGAAUCAAUGAAAAAAAUGACAAUUGCUAAAUUUGGGGACAGCGACGAUACGAACAAGCUUUUCAAGAUGGCUCUAAGAGCGAAAUGCAACAAUGCGAAAGCGAAAAAAAGGGUGGCUGCAACUAACCCUGAAUGA